UACUACUCCUACUAUUAUUACUAUUACUACUGUCUAUCGACAAUUGCGAAUAUUCUCUCCUCAGCCGUGAUAUUUUUAUCAUAACCUACCGCUGACCCCGUGAGCCGUCGCGAUCGAUGCAUGCGUUUCUAUGAUCCGCCAUGGGUCGCCCUGACUCGUCUCAUAUCUGGGGAGAAUGGCCCUUAGUCGCAAACAUGUCCUACUGGCAGCUGUCAGCGGCUGCAUUUCCUGGGCAUUGGUUGUUAAUUGGUUGCCCUUCGCUCGAUAUCUCGGAUACGCCUUCAUAGCUGGAAUAUCAGUCGUCACCUGCGUUGCAAUCAGUACAAUAGUGCUAGUCAUCAAACCGAAACCCAACACCCAAAAUGCACCUGUUGUCGCGUUUUUGGCCCCAGAUACCUGGUCCAAAGAAUUGACCAAUUAUCGGAAAAAUAUGAUAUACAAACCCAAGUCUUUAUACCCUAAAUCUUUUGUGGUUUCCGAGGGCAUCGACGAACUUCUUCAACUAGCAUCCAGAGACUUCAUUGCCUCUUGGUAUAAAAACAUAAGCAAAAGCCCGAAAUUCGUUGAUGAAGUGGACAAGGCAUUACGCUUAGCUAUUGGGAAUAUUCGUGACAGACUUGUAAGAGAAGAUGUAACCUUACUUGUUGUGUCUCGGCUCGUUCCAAUUUUAACAGCUCAUCUGAAAGAAUUCGACCGCGCUGAAAGGGCUGUCCGAGGAAGGAACUUGGCACGAAGUGUUACAGAAUCAGAAGAAUUGGAUCUAGCAAUUGUGAGCAAAUACCGCGAGGGCAGACUGCAUCCAGCUGCGGCAGUGUCCCUCACGGAUCAGAAAUCUACCCAACAGGAGUAUGCUCGUAAACUUGUCAUGGGACUGCUUCCACAAAUUCUUCCUGAAAGUCUGUUAAAGAGCCGUGCUGUUUCGGUUUUGGUCAGAGAAAUAGUGGCAUGUGCGGUACUCUUUCCUAUUGUCACUCUGUUAUCUGAUCCGGAUACCUGGAAUCAGUUAAUGGAAACCUACGGACGUACUACGUUACAAGAUCGUAAAACAGUACGUAAGCUUCGGGCGGCGCUUGAUGAACAUGCGUCUCCAGUAUCGAAGACCAAACAAACUGCAUCCUUUCCAAGACUUUCACCAAAUGACUCUGAACGAGCGUUUGAGCGUUUUGUUAGGGCUAUCAGACGCUGCAACAAUAUAUCCGAUGCCAGGCAGUUUCGUGCCCAGGUAACAAGUCAGCUGAAACGAGAGAGUAUGGUUGAAGGACAAGAUCAAGUCUAUCUUCGGCGACUUGAAACUGGAAAAAGGGUCCUUGAUCAAAAAGUUUCAAAACUUGCGGCCAGUGGAAGUAUCGCCCGUCCAGCGCCAUUUAGACCAGAAAUACGUCGUGAUAGUGCGCCAAACGUACAAGAUGUGACUUUGGUUGAAUUAAUGCACAAUGUCUCAGGCUUAUCAUACUUCAUGGAAUUUAUGGACCGCCAACAACGGAUGUCCCUCGUACAGUUUUGGAUCGUUGUUGAUGGGUUUCGUAAUCCACUAGAAGAUGAUUUUGGUGAUGAAACUUCAAAUUCGGCUUCUUCCUGGACGUCGAGUGACGUGAGUGACAUGAUAUUGAUAAAUGAAACCUACCUCUCGAAACCAGAAUUGAACGUACCCGAAGAGACUCGCAACGCUGUGAAAGCCUUUCUAAAAGGAGGCAAGAAAUCUACACCUGAACAGUAUCGAAAAGCACGAACUGCUAUCUUGACAACUCAGUCUGCCAUUCUAGAAGAGUUGGAGCACAAAUAUUACCCGAAAUUCAAGACUUCUGAUCUUUACUAUAAGUACUUAUCAUCUGAUGAAGCAGCUACAGCAGCAGUCCAGCAAUCUGAACCAGCUCCUGCAACGACUUCUUCAUACGAACCCUCAGAAAGACGGCCUCUUCCUCCUCUCAUGACCCGGACACAGUCUCAGCCCAGUAUACACAAAACGAAAGAUCUUCGGAAGGCCGCUGUAAGCAACGAUGUACGAAACAGCAGUACCAAACUGUUCGAUGAUCAUGAUCCUCCUCUUAGGAGUUCCUUUGAUUCCGAGAGAUCGGCUCCACUCUUUGAAGAUGAUGAUGACAUUGAUCCCUUAGGAAUGUCCACUCAAAGUAUCGGCACUAACUCCCAGAACGGCGAUGGCGAGGAGAGGAAAAAGGAGGUGAUUGAAACAAUGGAGCAGGCACUCAAUGACAUCAUCACAGACGAGCCAAACAAUAUGAGACUCGAAGAUCCUCGGUUAGCUGGGCCAAUCGCAUCGUCUGGGCCAAUCACAUCGUCAUCGCUCUUUGGAAAUGACAGAGAACAAAUGUCCCCUAUGAGCUCCUCGGAAAUUGCUCGAGCUGAAAUAAGAACGGGAGACAAAGGCAAACCCAGCAUAUCCUCUCUUGGCCUUAUUGGACCAUCUUCACGAACCACUAGUGUUUUUGAAGACGAACUCUUUCCGGACGAGAAGAAGUUUAUUGAAGAUGAAUAUGCCGAUCCAGAUGAGAAGGACCCGGCGGACGAGAUUCAUAAAGCAGCUCCCGGGGAUCUUGGUUUAGCAGAGGCUAUUGCAGCGCUAACCGAAGAUAUUGAGAAACUGGCCGCACAAGAAUCUGUUUUGGAGACUCUUACACGGAAAGCCGAACUUACUAAUAAUACCACAGAGUUGCGAAUCUUAGGGAAAUCCAAAGCAAGUAUUCAUCGUGAGAUCCGGAGAAAGGAAAUGCAAAGACAACAAUACAUUAUUCAGGAGAGUGAUAACAGUCUUUAUGGCCGAUCGACUGUGCAAAUCAAAUCUAUCAUGGUUGGUAAAGAGGAGGACGGUCGAGAAUUCGCACUAUAUGUAAUAGAAGUACGGCGAAAUGCAGGGGAACAGAUGCCUGCAGCAUCAUGGGCGGUGCCACGCCGGUAUAGCGAAUUCCACGAACUCCACCAGAAAUUGCGAAUGAGGUAUCCCUCUGUACGCCAGCUGGAAUUUCCUCGUAGACGCAUGAUGAUGAAACUUCAGAAAGACUUUUUACAGAAAAGACGUGCUGCACUUGAGGCGUACUUGCAACAAUUGCUUUUGCUACCUGAAGUUUGCCGGAGUCGAGAUUUGCGAGCGUUUCUCUCGCAGCAAGCUAUUUUACCCCAUGGAGAGACUGCCGCUGCUGAGGGCGAGACAAAGGACAUCGUGACGAGGAUAUACAACUCCGUUGCUGAUGGCAUGGACGAUUUUCUGGGAAAUAUUACCAUGCUGGACCAGCUCUCUACGGCUGGUCAGAAUCUCAUUUCCGCUGCUACCAGCCAGCUCAGUGGAUCAGAACCAACCCUUUCCACGGAGGAUGCUGUGACUGCGGCCGAGGCGGAAGCAGAGUUGAAUGCCUUUGAAGACCGCGAGCUGGAGCCGUUUAUUACCCCCAUAUGCGAUCUUUUUCUGGAGGCAUUCGAGCUGAAUCGAGGCAACAACUGGCUCCGUGGGCGUGCUGUCGUCGUUGUUCUCCACCAGCUUUUGGGUAGCACUAUUGAACGAAAAGUCCGCGACACGGCUAAGACUUUUGUGCAGGACGAUUCUUUACUUCGCUAUGUUUCGCUUGCCAAAGAAACAUUGUGGCCCGGAGGGGUCUUGAGAAAGCCAGUCGUCCGAACGCCAACUCAGAAAUCCAAAACGCGCAACGAGGCUAGUUUCAUGCUGGCGGCCCUCAUUCCCGAUCUGGCUGGGAACGUUGUCGGAAGGGCCAAUGCUCAAGCAGCUGCCCGCAGGCUGUUUGCUACCUUGAACAACCCCCGACUAAAUACUCACUUAAUCUUCACCAUCCUCGACGAAGUGGUACUUGUCUUAUUUGGCUCGCCAGAGGCCGGGCGGUCACGGCUGCCUCGACAGAGUAGCAAUUGAUAGGAGCAUAUUAUAACGAUAUUACAAUUCAUAUAUUAAUUUCUCG
Talaromyces proteolyticus is the source of this 3923-nucleotide messenger RNA. RefSeq names its product putative intermediate filament protein. Lineage: Eukaryota; Fungi; Ascomycota; Eurotiomycetes; Eurotiales; Trichocomaceae. The transcript is spliced from 2 exons. Gene Ontology annotation, cellular component: intracellular membrane-bounded organelle. Bases 176 to 3877 code for a protein of 1233 amino acids. The record is from RefSeq and is a predicted model, not a curated record. Gene Ontology annotation, molecular function: phosphatidylinositol binding.